Fraxinus pennsylvanica is the source of this 1518-nucleotide messenger RNA. The record is from the annotation of a GenBank genome assembly. NCBI's taxonomy places the organism in Eukaryota, Viridiplantae, Streptophyta, Magnoliopsida, Lamiales, Oleaceae.
AUGAAUUUUUGGAAAUGGCUUUUUCCUUUUAUUUUCCUCACCCUGACAAACUUUGUUGUUAUCGUCGACUCCCUGUACCCAUCACCUUAUUUUCUCUAUCAAUGUCUUAAUAAUGGUAAUUACACAACUAAUAGCACAUACCACACUAACCUCAAUGGCCUCCUCUCUUCUGUCUCCUCUAAUAUUGAUAGAAAUGGAUUUUACUACAGCACUGCGGGGCAGUAUUCCAACAGAGUCAAUGCCAUUGCGCUCUGUAGAGGAGAUGUUCAGCUUGACAAAUGUCGUAGUUGUGUCUAUUAUGCUGCACUCUUCCUCUCACAAUUGUGUCCUUAUCAAAAACAGGCAAUUUUAAGCGAUCUACAUUGCAUGGUACGAUACUCCAAUGACUCCAUCUUCAGAACUCUUGCAAUUAGACCAUACUUUCAAGAGCGGGAAGCCGAAAGUGUCAUGAGUACGGACCAGUUCAACCAGGAUCUGAGAACAUUGUUCGACAGUCUUAGAUCCCGGGCCGCUUAUGGUGGGCCCCUCAAGAAGUUUGCUGCUGCGAAUCGAACAGCUCCAGCUUUUCAAACAAUUUAUGGACUUGUGCAGUGCACCCCUGAUUUAACCUCUCAGGAUUGCAGUAAUUGCUUGCUCCAGGCUGCUAAACUUAUGUCAGAAUGCUGUAAUGGAGCAAAAGGAGUUAAAAUCCACACCCCCAGCUGCUGUCUUCGUUACAGAACCAACCCCUUCUACAACAAUUCCAUGGUUGAAGAGCCCCCAAGGAUGAUACCAAAGCCACCAGCAGGAAAGAAUGCUAAUACAACUCGAACUAUCAUCAUCAUUAUUGUUCCUAUUGUAUUGGGUCUAAUACUCGUUAUUUGCGUUGGCAUCUUCCUAAGAAUGAGACAAAAGCGUAAACAAGAGGAAAAACUUGGAACUGACAAUGAAAAAUGCUCGCAAUACGACUUUGGUACAAUAAGAGCUGCAACAGACAAUUUUUCUGACGCUAACAAGCUUGGUCAAGGUGGAUUUGGCAUUGUUUACAAGGGAGAACUUCCAAAUGGAAAAGAAAUAGCAGUGAAAAGGAUAGGGGGAACCCCUGGAUACAUGGCACCUGAGUACGCUAUGCAUGGACAUUUUUCUGUUAAAUCAGCUGUCUUUAGCUUUGGUGUGCUAGUUCUAGAGAUUAUAACUGGUCAGAAAAUUAACAGUAGUUACCACAAUGGGAAUCCCAUUAGGAGUCUACUAAAUUUUGCUUGGAAAAAUUGGCAUGAAAGAACGACAACAAAUAUAAUAGAUCCUGCAUUGAGGGCUGCUUCAAGUUCCUUGCAAGAUAUUGUGCGAUCACUGCGAUGCCUUCAAAUCAGUUUGCUCUGUGUUCAAGAGAAUGCAGCUGACAGACCUACGAUGGCAAUGUUGGUUCUCAUGCUCUCUAACUUCUCCCUAACUCUGCCCGCACCAUCACAACCUGCAUUUUAUGAAUCCAGUUCACAUAUUUCAAGUUCAACAAUAUAUCAUACAAAUGAUGCCUUAUAG